This is a messenger RNA of Striga asiatica, 1774 nucleotides long. The record is from the annotation of a GenBank genome assembly. NCBI's taxonomy places the organism in Eukaryota, Viridiplantae, Streptophyta, Magnoliopsida, Lamiales, Orobanchaceae.
AUAAUUUUCCCUUGUUUGGUUCAAUUUUUUGUAGGAGGAAGGAUUGAAAAUUUCCCUUCAAAUCCCUCCUUCAAGGGAAAAUCUCCUCCCCUCCAUAAAAUGACUAUAUUAUCCUUUAUGUAUAAAUUAUUUUAUUAUUUUGUUUCUUACAUCAUUAAGGAUAUAAUUGUCAUUUCUACAAUAUUUUUCUUCCCCUCCAUUAUUCUAACCAAACAAGGUUUACCAUUUUCCCUCCACUCCCCUCCUACAAAAUCCCUCCAAAUCCCUCCAAACAAGAUAAAAUUAUUUUACAUCCCUCCCCUCUCCUUCCUUCCAUUAAAAUCCCUCCUUUGCCCUCAGUUGAACCAAACAUAGAAAAUUGACAUAAAAAUUGUUUUGUCAAUCGACUUUCUGUCUCCCCUUUUCGAAUCACUAUUGCAAUUUUUACCAGCGAAGAUGAAAAUCUUCACUUCAAUCUGCAAAGCCCUCCGCAAUUCCUCCACCAAACCGCGACCCACCGGCGCCGUCCCGCCGUCCAUCCUCCGCCGCAUGAGCAAUGUCCCCGAGAACACCGUCUACGGCGGCCCGAAGCCCCAGAACCACACCCAGCGGGUGACGCUCACCCACCUCCGGCAGAAGCACAGGAAGGGCGAGCCCAUCACCAUGGUCACGGCCUACGACUACCCGGCCGCCGUGCACCUGGACACCGCCGGCGUCGACAUCUGCUUGGUCGGCGACUCGGCAUCCAUGGUGGUCCACGGCCACGACACCACCCUGCCCAUCACGCUGGAGGAGAUGCUCGUCCAUUGCCGCGCGGUGGCGCGUGGGGCCAAGCGCCCGAUGCUCGUCGGGGACCUGCCGUUCGGGACCUACGAGUCCAGCACGCAUCAGGCUGUUGACACAGCCGUGAGGGUCUUGAAGGAAGGUGGGAUGGAUGCUAUUAAGCUGGAAGGUGGGGCCCCUUCAAGAAUCACUGCAGCCAAAGCUAUAGUCGAGGCUGGUAUUGCCGUGAUGGGCCAUGUGGGACUUACACCUCAGGCCAUUAGUGUUCUCGGAGGUUUCAGGCCCCAGGGCAGAAAUGUCGAUAGUGCAGUCAAGGUUGUGGAGACUUCAAUGGCCUUGCAAGAGGCGGGAUGUUUUGCUGUUGUGUUGGAAUGUGUUCCUCCGCCUGUGGCUGCAGCCGCAACUUCGGCUCUUCAUAUCCCUACCAUUGGCAUAGGGGCUGGGCCUUUUUGCAGUGGUCAGGUUUUGGUUUACCACGACCUUCUCGGGAUGUUACAGCACCCGCACCACGCGAAGGUGACUCCAAAGUUCAGUAAACAGUACGCGCGCGUGGGGGACGUGAUCAACAAGGCCCUCGUUGAGUACCGAAAAGAAGUCACGGACGGCACUUUUCCGGGCCCGGCCCACAGCCCGUAUAAAAUCAGCAAAGCUGACACAAACGGGUUUUUGCAGGCACUGGAGAAAAUGGGUUUGGGUGAUGCUGCAUCAGCAGCAGCAGAUGCAGCUGAAAAAUUUGAAGCCACUGAAAAAUGACGAGAUAUAGAGAGAUUAGUGUUUAGUUUUUGCUCGACCGUGUUUUGUAGAGCCAAUGGAGAGCUUUCGAAGGCUGUGAAAUGGCAUGUUUGUAGAAGUAGAUUGAUGCUCUUUCUAACGAAUCUGACAUUUGAGUGUGUGAUCAAGUGUUUUCACUAAACAUUUAAUGUUAAGUUUGAUCAUCAGAUCAAACCCAUGGAAGAAAUAGACAUCUGAACAUUGACUGGACUAAUCAACUAUAAAAUAGUUUCUUUUUUAA